This is a messenger RNA of Populus euphratica (Euphrates poplar), 3174 nucleotides long. Its product is annotated as serine/threonine-protein kinase CTR1-like. Lineage: Eukaryota; Viridiplantae; Streptophyta; Magnoliopsida; Malpighiales; Salicaceae. The record is from RefSeq and is a predicted model, not a curated record. The transcript has 15 exons. The coding region runs from base 255 to 2294 and encodes 679 amino acids. Gene Ontology annotation, molecular function: protein serine/threonine kinase activity; ATP binding. Gene Ontology annotation, biological process: protein phosphorylation.
CCGAACUUGGCAGAAUCCCAUGACAUCCAAACUGGACCCCACCAAACGCCCACCACCAACUAAAAGGAAAAGAAAGAAAUUCCCUCUCCUCGCCUCUCCUUUACUUUCCUCGAGUGAAUUCCAUUGAGUUCCAAGCUAAACCAAAAAUCCAUGCCAGAAAAUCAUUUCCAUUUCUAGCAACUGUAAAGUCUCUUCCAUGUUCAAAUACUCAGACUUCAAGUUCAAGUACAGUAACUGAGAAUCGAGGGUUUGGAAUGGAUAGUUGGUGUGGAGGAGAGGCAACAAUUAAGAGCCGGGCUAAACAAACUGAAGAGAGUUAUCAGUUACAGCUUGCUCUUGCUUUGAGGUUAUCUUCACAGGCUGCUUCAGCUAAUGAUCCCAAUUUCUUGGAUUUCAGUUCCAGUGACAACACUAAAAGAGGACUUCCUCCUUAUUCUCCCGAGUCUCUUUCUCAUCGAUUCUGGGUGAAUGGAAGUUUGUCAUACUUUGAUAGAAUUCCAGAUGGGUUUUAUGUGAUACAUGGAUUGGAUCCUUAUACAUGGAGCAUAAGUGCUGAUAGUCGUGUCCCAUCUUUUGAAUCAUUAAAGGCUGUUAAUGAUUUGUCAAUAGGAGUGGUUUUGAUUGAUAGAUUCAGGGAUCCUGGUUUGAAGGAGGUACAUAAUAGAGUUAUUGGUCUUUCAAGCAGCUUGAGUACAACCGAAGAUGUGGUUAAACACCUUGCGAUUGUUGUUUGUAAUCUUAUGGGGGGUUUAGUCCCCAAUGAAGAUGAUAAUGCCUUUGCCGAAUGCUGGAAGGAAUGUACUGAAGCUAUGAAAAGGCGCUUCCGUUCUGUUGUGCUUCCAAUUGGAAGCUUAUCCAUUGGCCUCUGUGUUCAUCGUGCGUUGCUGUUUAAAGUAUUAGCAGACUCGAUUAACUUGCCUUGCAGAAUUGUUAAAGGAUGCAAAUACUGCAGAAGAGAUGUCGUUUCAUCCUGUCUGGUACAAGUUGGUAAUGACAGGGAAUACUUUGUUGAUUUGCUUAGAAAUCCAGGAGCCCUAAGCCAGCCUGAUUCCUCGUUCAAUUCUUCAUCUUCAAUCUUAGUUUCUUCUCCAUUGUCUCAUCCAAGGUUUAAAUCUAAUCAAACAACUGAGGACUUCAGGACAUUGGCCAAACUCUACUUCCUUGACAGCCAGCCACUUAAUCUUGUAUUUGAUAAUUCUUCUUCAGGUACUGCUAUUGAUGAAGAUGACAAAUUUAUUUCAAGGCUCAGUAAAGACAAGAAGAACCUUCUACCCACUUCAAGCAACAACCGUGACACUUCUCUGUCAAGUUCUGUCCUACCAGUUAGGCAAAAAUAUACAGAUCCUGUCAUCUCUAAUCCCAAGCGUGUUGCUACAAAUAAUUUGUUGUUCAUGGAAUUAAACCAGUCAAUACCAAGUAAAUCAAACAAUCAACUUCAUCUUGAAGAGGAAGAUUUGGUUGUGCCCUGGAGUGAACUUCUUUUGAAGAAUAAAAUUGGAUCAGGCUCUUUUGGAACGGUCUAUCAUGCUGACUGGCGUGGUUCGGAUGUUGCUGUCAAAAUUCUUGAGGAGCAAGAAUUUCAUGCAGAGCGCUUUGAGGAAUUUUUGAGUGAGGUUGCUAUUAUGAAACGUUUGCGACAUCCAAAUAUCGUUCUUUUUAUGGGUGCUGUUACCCAGCCCCCAAACUUGUCCAUAGUUAUGGAGUAUUUAUCAAGAGGCAGCUUGCACAAACUUUUACAUAUGAAUGAUGCUGCAUUGAUACUGGAUGAGAGACGCUGCUUAAAUAUGGCGUAUGAUGUGGCUAAGGGAAUGAACUAUCUUCAUCAGUUUAGACCUCCCAUUGUUCAUCGAGAUUUGAAAUCUUUAAAUCUCUUAGUGGACAGUACAUAUACAGUAAAGAUUUGUGAUUUUGGUCUCUCACGAUCAAAAGCAAAGACAUAUAUUUCAUCAACAAAUGCUGCAGGGAGACCUGAGUGGAUGGCCCCAGAAGUACUCCGUAAUGAGCGAUCAAAUGAGAAAUCAGAUGUUUACAGCUUUGGUGUAAUCUUGUGGGAACUUAUGACCCUGCAACAGCCCUGGAGAAACUUAAAACAAGCACAGAUCAUUGAAGCUGUUGGUUUUAUGGGCCAAAGGCUUGAGAUUCCAAGCAGUGUAAAUCCUUCAGUGGCUGCCUUGAUUGAUGUCUGUUUGGAUAACGAGCCCUCUAAACGUCCCCCAUUCUCCUAUAUCAUGGAAACAUUACAGGAACUGAUAAGUAACUCCAUCUCCCAACCAGUUGCCGCUCAAGUUCGAUGACAAAUCUAUAGGAGGGGAACCCCUGGUAAAAUCUUUAUUCAUAGCAAUGUGCCAUAGAUAUGAUGCUCAUCUGGUGCAUAUUUCAGGUGUGCCUGUCGUUUUAUAGUACUUAAUGAAUCAAAUAAAAUUUUCUUUAAUAUCUUUGUUGGAAUAUUUAUAGCUUAGAUGCAUGGUGUUGUACUAUCAGAUCUUGCAUUCAUUCAAUCCCACAUGAUGUGCUUUUAAUGUGUUAUAAGUCAUCUUAUUCUGUUGGUGGCAGGAUUCUUGCUGCACAUAGUUUUUUCCUUUGCAGAUAGAGGAAUGGUAAAGCUGCUUGCAUGGAUUUCAUUCUUCUCAUUGACAUGAUACUUUCUGGGCUUCCACAAGUUGUUGAUUGUCUUUUCUGUAUCUGCCAUGAUCUAACCCUUGUAGCUACAAUUGUAAAUACACGGGAAGUUGUCAGGGUAUCGAUACCAAGCAAUAUUGGUGGAAAUGCCACCAUGUGUUAGGAACUUUUAUAUGGGAAGAAGUUGAGGGCAGCUGGUUCAUAUUACUAGUUACACUGAUGUGCCCAUCAUUUGCUUAAUUGCUUCACUCUGUUGGCCUCAUAUUAUCAGUCAGGGUGGCUUAUGAAUCAUGAUUGCAAUUUCUCAGCGGGAGAUUUUUGGCUGCUCAGCUGUUUGGUUUGCGAGGUAGAGAGAGGCUUGCUAUUUAUCAUCCCCUUGCAUUUAAUUUUGGGAACCUUCUAAUCAUACAUGUUAAUUCUUCUGAGCAGGUUAAAUCUUUAACAAGCACUAAAGUUGUAGAGCCCAAGAGCCUGGGAGAGCUUUCACUUUGGUACAAAAUACAAUCCAGUUCUUCCGCAUUAAGCACCGUCACAGUUUAGUCCUUUAUAAAGUUC